CUUCCCGGCCCCUUCCCUGCCCGGCCCUGCCCGGCGCGCCGCGGGCUCAGCAUGGCCGCCCGGGGGCUGCUGCGGGCGGCGCGGGCGGCCCUGCCCGGUUCGGCCCUGCCCGGUUCGGCCCUGCCCGGCUCGGCCCGCGGCUACGCCAAGAAGCCGGUCACGAAGUCCAAGGGCAAGGGCGUGCCGAAGGAGGGGCUGAAGGCGCCCGAGGUGUGCACGGACCCCGCCAUGCUCGCCAGCCACGCCAUGGGGGUCAACUACUUCAAGGAUGGCCCAGAGGUGGCCCUGAAGCCGGACUCCGAGUACCCGGACUGGCUCUUUAAAAUCCACCUCGGGCCCCCCAAGAAGCUGGAGGAACUGGACCCUGACUCAAUCCAGUAUUGGAGGCGCCUGCGGAAGUACAACACGUGGCACCGCAACAAGCUGAAGAAGGGCAAGAAGCUGUAGGCAUUGCAGAGUCACCCUGAGUGCCAGCCUGGGUGACACUGGGACCCGCUCCUGCUUCUGGUGUCUUCUUGCUAUAAGCCAGUAAUAAAUUUCUGGUGAGCCUGA
Molecule: messenger RNA, 552 nt
Organism: Apus apus (common swift)
Lineage: Eukaryota; Metazoa; Chordata; Aves; Apodiformes; Apodidae
Gene: MRPL54
Product: mitochondrial ribosomal protein L54
Exons: 3
Coding region: 52-447 (131 amino acids)
Cellular component (GO): mitochondrial large ribosomal subunit
Molecular function (GO): structural constituent of ribosome
Source: RefSeq, a predicted model, not a curated record